Messenger RNA from Odontomachus brunneus, 668 nucleotides. It is a transcript of the gene mago, whose product is annotated as protein mago nashi homolog. The transcript has a single exon. NCBI's taxonomy places the organism in Eukaryota, Metazoa, Arthropoda, Insecta, Hymenoptera, Formicidae. Gene Ontology annotation, biological process: RNA splicing. Gene Ontology annotation, cellular component: exon-exon junction complex; catalytic step 2 spliceosome; nucleus. The record is from RefSeq and is a predicted model, not a curated record. The coding region runs from base 125 to 565 and encodes 146 amino acids.
GAGCCUUUACAGCACUGUGUCAAACAAAUAGCAACACACCGGUGUGGCUGUUCUCAGAGACUUCUAGUUACUGUCGAUUUCAGAUUCUCAAGCGACAAAACCGAGUAAUCGGCGAACGGUGAGGAUGUCGACGGAUUUUUACAUACGCUACUACGUUGGCCACAAGGGCAAGUUCGGCCACGAGUUCCUCGAGUUCGAGUUUCGGCCGGACGGCAAGCUACGUUAUGCUAAUAACUCUAAUUACAAAAAUGACACGAUGAUCCGGAAGGAAGCGUACGUGCACCAGUGUGUGAUGGAGGAGUUGAAGCGAAUUAUUCAAGACUCUGAGAUCAUGCAGGAGGACGAUUCGCUCUGGCCACAGCCCGAUCGCGUGGGUCGGCAAGAACUGGAGAUCGUAAUCGGCGACGAACAUAUAUCAUUCACCACCUCUAAGACCGGGUCUCUUCUGGACGUCAACCAAUCGCGCGAUCCGGAGGGUUUGCGAUGCUUCUACUACCUUGUACAGGACCUCAAGUGCUUGGUGUUCUCGCUGAUAGGAUUGCACUUCAAGAUAAAGCCCAUAUAAAUUUCAAAUCCCGCUUGUGUGACGAAAUAUAACAAUGUUAUGACGAUAAGACGUAUCCUGAUAAAAUGUCUUCUAAUAAAAUGCAAAGCCUUUUGUAAUUGUC